Molecule: messenger RNA, 987 nt
Organism: Prorocentrum cordatum
Lineage: Eukaryota; Dinophyceae; Prorocentrales; Prorocentraceae
Source: the annotation of a GenBank genome assembly
AUGGCUACGGCCUCCUCCUCCUCCUCCUCCUCCUCCUCCUGUUCCCCUUCCGCUGUGGUCGGCCUUCCGCGCCGUGCUCGCCGCAUGGGACAGGACCUGAGCAGCAGGUGCUUUAGAACGGUGCGCGUGCCACGGCUUCUGCUCCGCCCGGGACCCCGCCGAGGGCGGCGCGGAACCGCGUUCGUGUUGCGGGCCGCCCCCCCAGGAGGAGCCUGCCUUCCGGGGCCGCGGCGCCGCCUCCCUGGACGCUGGCGGCUACGCUGGCGGCGGCUACGCUGGCGGCGGCUACGCCGGCGGCGCCUCCGAGGCCUCCCGGGCCAAGUGCGCGGACGAGGACGGCUUUGUGCCGGCGCCUCCGCCGGAAGCGGAGGACCCGCGCGCGUGCUUGCUGCCAGCCGUUGGGCGGCGGAGGCGGCCGGAGCACCACCGGCGGGGGCCGCCCCCGCGGCGCCAGCCGAGCCCCCCAGGGGCCAGCCGGGGGCGCUGCGGGCCAUCCUGGCCGACGUCGGCGCCGCGGAGUCCGAGGUGUGGCGCGCCGCCUUCGAGCGGGCGGCGGGCGGCAGGGCGGCGGUGCCGAUGGAUUGCGCAGGCGUGCGCGAUCUGGUGACCGCGCACAGCGGCAUCUCCGAGCAGGACCUGGACACCGAGCUGAUCAGGGUUGCCUCGCGGAGGGAGGAUCUCCACAUCGACGCCCACGGCUUCGCGGCGCUUUUGCGGGGGAGCUCGAUGAGCGAUGGGGAGGCACUCGAAAGGUUCAUCGAACUUUCCGCCAACGGCGACACCGUCACCGCGGAGCAGUGCCGGGACGACCUCCUGGCAAUGACACGUUCCAAGCUGGGGGCUCAGGCAGAGGCGGCCGAUUGCGAGCAGAUCGUCGCAGCCGCCAUGCCGAAGAGCGGCGCGGUGGUGUCCAUGGAGGAGUUUGUGAACUGCGCCAAGCUGGUCGCAAGGAUUUUGCGCGUGGCGCGGUACACGGGGGCGCUGUAA